Molecule: messenger RNA, 1097 nt
Organism: Nicrophorus vespilloides
Lineage: Eukaryota; Metazoa; Arthropoda; Insecta; Coleoptera; Silphidae
Product: motor neuron and pancreas homeobox protein 1-like
Exons: 3
Coding region: 175-1041 (288 amino acids)
Biological process (GO): central nervous system development; spinal cord motor neuron cell fate specification; neuron projection morphogenesis
Cellular component (GO): nucleus
Molecular function (GO): sequence-specific double-stranded DNA binding; DNA-binding transcription factor activity, RNA polymerase II-specific
Source: RefSeq, a predicted model, not a curated record
CGUUCUCAAAUAAAAGUAGAAUCUGACGCGAUUCCUGACGCAAACACGGAUUACCAUUAUUGACAGUGACAUGAUCUUAACCAAGUGUUGACUGCUACCUCGAAACUGAAGAUAAAAUUAAAAGAAGUAAUAAGCAAAUCUAAUUCCUGAUUUGAUUAGAGUAACUCGAAGAAGAUGAGUUAUAUCCACGAAUCCUUCCAGUCGAAGCCUUUGAACAUGGACACCAAGAUGCAGGAGAGCAAAGGGUCUUUCUGCAUAGACGCACUUCUCUCCAGAUCGGAGGAAAGAUCUCCGACCAGCCCAGACACAUCUCGCAGCAUCUCGCCGACGUCCUCGACGCGUAGCCGUAGUCCUCCCAUAUCUCCCGGUAGCGAAGAGGUACCACCGAACCAUUUCGUACCUAGACCUGGCCUCCUCAAUCACAUUUAUCCAAAUGGAGCUACGGCCGCCGGCGCUGCCUUCGCCUACGGCUACCACCAGGCCACCGCCGGACAAUCACAUCAGACAUCCGCCUUCCACAGUCUCGACGGAAACCCCAUGUUGCAAAAAGUCCAAGUGCCCACCCAUCAUCACAACCACAACCACCUGCAGCAGAUGCAACUGGAAUGGUUGGCGCGUACCGGCAUGUUCUAUCCCAGGCUACCAGAACUAGCAGGUUGCGGCCCGGGUCACGCGCUUCUUGGAAAGACGAGGAGACCUAGGACGGCGUUCACUUCGCAGCAGCUGCUCGAGCUCGAGAAACAGUUCAGACAGAACAAGUACCUGUCGAGGCCGAAGAGGUUCGAGGUGGCAACAAGCCUGAUGCUCACCGAGACACAAGUGAAAAUAUGGUUCCAAAAUCGACGGAUGAAGUGGAAGCGCAGCAAAAAGGCCCAACAGGAGUCCAAGAGCAGCAAAGACGGAGAUCAAUCCAAAGCACCGUCCAUCUCCAAAGCUCCAUCAACCUCUCACACCACCCAAGAACCCUCUAGUCACAGCAGCGAGACCGGCGUUCGAAAACCCUCCGACGGAGAAUCUCUCUAUAGGCCCUACGUCGUCUGAACCCCUAAAAGAUAUCCAGUGAUUAGUGUGCACCCACGAACAAUACCAAAAACAUC